Mercenaria mercenaria is the source of this 1851-nucleotide messenger RNA. Its product is annotated as protoporphyrinogen oxidase-like. Gene Ontology annotation, cellular component: mitochondrial inner membrane. Bases 82 to 1524 code for a protein of 480 amino acids. The record is from RefSeq and is a predicted model, not a curated record. Gene Ontology annotation, molecular function: protoporphyrinogen oxidase activity, oxygen as acceptor. Gene Ontology annotation, biological process: heme biosynthetic process. Lineage: Eukaryota; Metazoa; Mollusca; Bivalvia; Venerida; Veneridae. The transcript has 3 exons.
GUCUUAUUCUUAUCGCAUUGCACCGGUCACGCAAAUUUUUCUACGUUUGCAUAUUUAUGUGUUUUGCGUCAAACUGCAAGAAUGUCAACAGCUGUUAUUAUUGGAGGCGGUGUCAGUGGAUUGUCAUCUGCUUAUUACCUACAAAAAAGUUCCAAAUUUACAAAGAUCAUUGUUCUGGAGUCAGCAAACAGAGUAGGUGGAUGGAUAAAAACUUUAAAUACGGAUGAAGGGGCAAAAAUGGAAAUGGGUCCUCGAAGUAUCCGCCCAGUAGGGCCGCAGGGAUUAAACACACUUUAUCUGGCAGAGGAACUAGGAUUGUCAGAUGAUAUUGUUCCAGUUUUGCGUUCAAGUCCAGCUGCUAAGAGCAGGUUUAUAUAUGCCAAUGAUAGGCCAAACAUUAUGCCAUCAAGUUUAUUCUCCAUGUUUAAGAAGACGCCACCAUUUUCAAAACCUCUAGUAAGGUAUGCUUUCCAUGAUUUCACAACACCAAGCCAAUCAAAGGAAGAUGAGAAUGUAUACGAGUUUAUAAGCAGGAGGUUUGAUGAAGAUUUAGCAAAAUAUGCUAUUGAUCCUCUGUGCAGAGGAAUAUUUGCUGGGGAUUGUAGAAAACUUAGUGUCAAGUCCUGUUUUCCAAUUUUACAUUCAGCAGAAGAGAAACAUGGAUCAGUAAUUAAAGGAUUAGCUAAAGCUGUCAGUGAUAAACCACCAGUGCAAGGUAGAUUAAGUAACCUUGUUGUAAGAAGAACAAACGAGAAAUGGUCAACUUUCUCUUUCAAGCAAGGGUUACAGCAAUUGUCUGACAGUCUCAGAGAUGCUGUAAAACAAAACCCAAAAGUUGAAGUUUUAAUGAACUCCCCAUGCACACAAGUAAACUUCUCUAAUGGUAAGGCAUUGUUGACGGUCAAUGGAGACAGCAUUGAAUCAGAUCAUCUUAUUUCCAGUGUUUAUGCCCAGGAUUUGGCAAACAUUGUUAUGGAGAACAACUCUACGUUGGCACACAAUUUGUCUAAAAUACCUGCAGUAGAUGCUGUUGUCACAUGUAUGGAGUUUGACGGGAAGGUUGAGUUACCUGCCCCAGGUUUUGGACAUUUGACACCAUCAUUUGAGAAUAGCUGUGUUUUGGGUGUUAUAUAUGACUCUUGUACAUUUCCAGAGCAUGAUAGACAGGAUAAACCUUCAACAAGGUUCACAGUAAUGAUGGGAGGUAGCUGGAUUGAAGACUUAAAGAAACUUGUACCUUCAAUGACUACAGAUGAUCUUGGGAAAUUUGCCACAAAAUCUCUCAAAACACAGCUUAGUAUUUCCCAGGAGCCAAUCAAAAUCCACACUGAAAUUCAAAGACAAUGCAUUCCUCAGUAUAUAGUGGGACAUGGGAAGGUUUUAGAAAAUAUUUUCUCGCAAAUCAAGAGAGAAGAGUUGCCAUUGAGUUUGGUAGGGUCAUCAUACAAGGGGCCAAGUGUAAAUGAUUGUAUAAAUAAUGCAAGAAUAGAGAUGGAAAGAAUUACAGGAACUUCUCUUCAGUAGGUUACUUACAUAUUUAGCUGACAUAAUUCAGGUGUUACACGUACCACAGACAAAUUUUCCAUUUUACACAUGUGACUUACAGUUAUACAUUUGAGGGAUACACAGGAAACUAACUUAGUUUCUUUGAAUUUAACACAUGCGACUGAGUUAGGUCCAAUCUAACAUGUGACAGGUUCCAGGUCAAAGUCACUGUCAAUGAAACAGAAAAGAACAUUUCUGUUCAAUUACUUGAGUUAAGAUGCAUGUAUUGAAAUUGAAGUGGUCCAAAUCUUCAGUAUCACAGUUCCAAGUGUUACACUUGACAUACUUAAAGUUUGACACACUUGA